Messenger RNA from Pseudonaja textilis, 1501 nucleotides. RefSeq names its product axin interactor, dorsalization associated (gene AIDA). Gene Ontology annotation, molecular function: phosphatidylinositol binding. NCBI's taxonomy places the organism in Eukaryota, Metazoa, Chordata, Lepidosauria, Squamata, Elapidae. The record is from RefSeq and is a predicted model, not a curated record. Gene Ontology annotation, biological process: determination of ventral identity. Gene Ontology annotation, cellular component: membrane.
GCCAGGUUUGGAUGAGAAGGCAAAUGGGCUUGGUCGGGGAGUGAGCGGCGGGUGUUGCUUGGACUGGAGCGAGCGGCCGUUGCCCGGCGAGACCCCUCCACUCCUCGAUCUCCCGGCUCCCAUUCCCCGGCGCGGCCGCGGAUGAAGAUGGAGCCCUAGCAGCUGGGACCAUGUCGGAAGCGACUCGGAGCCUUCUGCAGCGCUGGGGCGCCAGCUUCAGAAAAGGGACCGACUUCGACUCCUGGGGGCAGCUGGUGGAGGCGAUCGACGAGUAUCAGAUAUUAGCAAGACAUCUACAGAAAGAGGCAGUAUCUCAACCCAACAAUUCAGAAUUCACAGAAGAUCAAAAGAAAACUUUAGCUAAGAUUGCAACAUGCUUGGAACUCAGGAGUGCAGCUUUGCAGUCUACACAGUCCCAGGAAGAAUUUAAGCUGGAGGAUCUGAAGAAACUAGAACCAAUCUUAAAGAGUAUUCUUACCUAUAAUAAAGAAUUUCCCUUUGAUGUUCAACCUGUUCCACCAAGAAAAAUAUUAGCACCUGGUGAAGAGGAAGAUUUAGAAUUUGAAGAAGAUGAAGAGGAAGGUGGAGCUGGAGCAGGAUCUCCAGAUGCAUUUCCUGCCAGAGUCCCAGGAACCAGUGAAGGUACUUUAUUACCCAGAUUACCAUCUGAACCCGGGAUGACAUUACUAACUAUCAAAAUAGAAAAAAUUGGUCUUAAAGAUGCUGGGCAGUGCAUUGAUCCCUAUAUCACAGUUAGUGUGAAAGAUCUCAAUGGGAUAGAUCUUACACCUGUACAGGACACCUCUGUUGCUCCAAGGAAGGAGGACACUUACAUUCAUUUUAAUGUGGACAUUGAAAUUCAGAAACAUGUUGAAAAAUUAACAAAAGGUGCAGCUAUUUUCUUUGAAUUUAAACACUAUAAACCCAAGAAAAGGUUCACCAGCACAAAGUGCUUUGCCUUUAUGGAGAUGGAUGAAAUUAAAGCUGGACCAAUUGUUAUAGAACUUUGAGGACUGACCAAAAACAAAAAUCCCAUGCAUAUCUCUAAAUGUACAAAAAGCCCACUGAUUUCAAGAGGAAGAAACUUCAGUUGUUGACCAAGAAGCCACUUUAUCUUCACCUUCAUCAAACACUGCACAAAGAGUGACUUUUGUGAACUGAACCACUUGCCACAAAAUCAUAGUAGCUGCAUAUGUAGCACUUGUUUUUCAGGAGGAAGGAAGAAUUGAAUGCGUUUACCUUGUGGUCACAAAUGACCAUCAAUGCUGCACAGCAGUGGAUCAGCAUCCACACUCUGCAUCCAAGCCCAGUUUCUUUGGAAUGUAUAUUUUUUAUCUCAGAUGUUCCAAAGUGUGUUGCAAGUUUUUCAUAAAUGGGCCGGUUAUUAACUUCAGUUCUGUAACUUGAUUUCUACAGUUAUAUCAGAACCCUUAAUUAAAGCAGUUGAGGAAUCCUCACCUGCUGAACCUGAUACAGCAAUAAAAAUAUGCCAGUAUCGAAA